AUGCAUAUGAGGUUUGUUUUUUUACCUAAACAUCAAAGGUUGGUUAAUCAAUGUUAUCCGAGUGGGAGUACUACAGAUAAGAAACCUAAAUCAUCAGAGACUUCAUAUCUUCUAUACUAUGUUAAUUCAAGACGUAGUAAGUUAGAAAAAGUCAGUUCGUUUCUUGUAAAGAGAACAGGAUCAGAUUUAAAUAGACGUCGCGUCGGUAAUGUUUCAGUCACUCUAGAAUUGAUGAAUAAAAUUGUUAAGAAUUGUAAAGAAAAUUUGAAUGUUUUUAUUAAGGAUUUCUUUUCAAUUAUGCUAACUGUAUUAAACAAUGAAAAUUUCAAUAAUGAUUACUCUAUUGUGGAUUUAUUAGAAGUUACAUUUAGUAGUAUUUGCAUUUCAGUGGAUGAUACACUAUAUAGUAGUGAUUCAGAUUUUAUUAAAAACUAUUCCAAGUUCAUCGAUCUUUUCUUUAAAGUUGUUACCAGUAGGAUACAUAACGACGAAUUGUUGUUAAGAUUAUGUGAAGAUAUUUCAAAUACAAGUAGUAUAGCCAAUAACCCACAAUUGAAUCAUUAUAUUCGUAAAGCAGUAGAAUUUACAUUAAAUAAAUUCCAAGAAGAAUAUCCCCAAUAUAAAAUGGUUUCUUUAGCCACACCAACAGAAAUACUUAAUUUGAAUAGAAGAUUAAGCAAAGUGCAAACUAGAACUAAUGGUACUGAUAUUAGCUUGCCAAAAGAGGACAAUUUAACAGUUAAAAUUUUACAAUCUUUGUUUAAUACUACAGAGACAGAUAAACUAAAUGUUUCAGUAAGAGCUUUAUUAUCACAUUUACAAUCAACACCAAAUAAGGAAUUGUUAACAUAUAUUUGUAAUAAAAUUCCUGUGCAACUGAGAUAUAUUGUUGUUUUACUUGGAAUAAGAAGAUUGACAUAUGAUAAAAAUGCUAAAGAUUCAGAGUAUGAUCCUGUGACAGGGCUAAAAUUAAUAUCAUGUCUUUUAACAUCUGAUGUGUCAAUUGUAGGAUUAAGUGUUUUAGAUAUUAUGAAAAAAAUUUUGCAAUUUCAAUUAGAUAAUUAUGAUAACCAUGAAAUCACCAAUCAAUGCUGUUUCACUAUCAGAGAUCUAAGUUUUAAAAAUUAUUACAAAGGUCAAACCUUUGAUAUACUAUAUGAAUUUUUAAUUAGACUUAAAGGAUUCAAAACUACCAACGAGAUGUUAAAACAAGAUAUUUUAGUUAAAGAUGUUGUUGAAGUAAUAAAAUAUAAAAAUGAACCAUGUAUUACUUUGGAGUUAUUUGUUGAAUUAUCAACAUUUUUAGAAUCAUCUAUGGUUUUAACAUUGUUUAAUUUAGUCAACAAUCAAUCACCAAGUAAUCCAAUUAUGUCGCAAUUAUUCCAAACAGUUUCAAAAUUAACAGACGAGAGUAUGCAGAAAAUUUUUAUGCAAAGAAUUUUUGCAAAAUAUGAACAUAUUGCUUUGUUAAGUGGGCUUAAUUAUUUCUUAGAAACAACGAAAGAACCUGACAAUAUUUAUUAUUGCUAUCAUUUAGAAUCGGCAAAUUUUUUAAAAUUAGAUGACUAUAGAGUUCAAACAGAAUAUAAAAAGGAGCACUCACUAUUAUUUUCAAGGGCAGAUUUAUUGAACUAUUACUCUGAUGCAGGUUCGAAUAAGUAUUCUUCCAGAGGAUCAGAAAUAUUAUUGUUACAAAAAAACAACUUAUCUACAGUAGAUCUAACAUCAGAUUCUCAACAUAACCUAAUUGAGCCAUCAAAUAGCAUAGUCAUAAUAAAUAAUUCAGGAUCUGAUUCGCAAAUAGCAUUACAAGAUAAUAUCAAUGCUAUAAAGGCACGAGUAUCCAGAGAAUCAACGAUAGCAAAUAGAGAAAAUGUUUAUAGAUAUGUUUCUGAUGAACUUAGAUCAUGGAAAACAACGAAGACAAAUGCUCCAAAAAUAAGUGAUUUAAAAAGUUACAUUAGGUAUACAGGAGAUAAAAAGACUCCAUCUUCUUCAAGUCAUAAAAAUUUAAAAUCUCUUCGUGGAUCUCAAUCUGUUAAAUCAAGAGUUACUAAUAUUACAUUCUUAUUAAAAGAGUUGCAAGAAAAUUCAGACCAAGAUGAAAAAAUUCCAGAUCCUGAUGAAGAGGAAAUAACAGGGUUAGAUGGUGUAAAGAUAGGUCGGUCUCAUUCAAUCAUGUUACAAAAUUCUUUGAAAACGGAUAAAAGAACCUCUUUUACAGGCAUGCAUAAAGCUGAAGUAUUUUCUAAGAUCGAUAGUGUUGAAAAUUUUGAAGAUGCUGAAGAAGAGGUUCCUAAGGUUGAUGGUAGAGGUAAACUUUUUGCAUCAAGCUAA
Arxiozyma heterogenica is the source of this 2337-nucleotide messenger RNA. RefSeq names its product Efr3p (gene EFR3). Bases 1 to 2337 code for a protein of 778 amino acids. The record is from RefSeq and is a predicted model, not a curated record. The transcript has a single exon. Gene Ontology annotation, biological process: protein localization to plasma membrane. NCBI's taxonomy places the organism in Eukaryota, Fungi, Ascomycota, Saccharomycetes, Saccharomycetales, Saccharomycetaceae. Gene Ontology annotation, cellular component: plasma membrane.